Molecule: messenger RNA, 1755 nt
Organism: Cimex lectularius (bed bug)
Lineage: Eukaryota; Metazoa; Arthropoda; Insecta; Hemiptera; Cimicidae
Product: ataxin-3-like
Exons: 9
Coding region: 176-1285 (369 amino acids)
Biological process (GO): protein deubiquitination
Cellular component (GO): nucleus
Molecular function (GO): cysteine-type deubiquitinase activity
Source: RefSeq, a predicted model, not a curated record
CAAACCCGGGAAAGGUUAAACGCCAACCUGAGUGGAAUAAAAAUACAGUUUUAUGAAUGAUUUGUGUUUCAUAGUUUUUUUUCUGAUUCCGUUAGUUUGUUACAUUUGAUUAGGAUUGAUUUUUAUGUCCGGUCCCGGCGCUGACUUCCUUUGGAUUUGUCGUGAAUGAAUCGAAAUGGAGUACAUUUUCCACGAAAAGCAAGAUGGCUCUUUAUGCGCCCAACACUGUUUGAACAAUCUUCUACAAGGGCAGUAUUUUAGCCCAGUCGACCUUGCCACACUAGCAUUGAAAAUGGACGAGGAGGAACGGAAAAGGAUGGCCGAGUUGGGAGACGACACUGAGGACUAUCAGAAAUUCCUUGCACAACCAUCUGGAAAUUGUGAUGACAGUGGUUACUUUUCUGUACAAGUCAUAAGCGCAGCUUUGGCGGUUUGGGAGUUGGAAUUGAUCCCUUAUAAAAGUACUGCACCAGUGGCAGCUCUUGCACAGGAUAGUCCUCAGGACAUGUCUGCCUUUAUAUGUAAUUAUAGGGACCAUUGGCUUACGAUAAGGAAAAUUGGCCAUCAGUGGUUUAACCUCAACUCACUUCUCAGUGGGCCAGAACUCAUUUCGCCGACCUAUCUGUCUAUUUUCCUCGCUCAGUUACAACAAGAAGGUUAUUCUAUAUUUGUUGUCAUUGGUGAACUUCCUGCUUGUGAAGCGAAUGAAAUUUUAAAUAGAAAUCCAGCGGUGCAAGUUGUAAAACCAAAGUUGAACAACGUUUCAAACGAGGAUUCAGAGCUUCAGAAAGCAUUGAGGAUAAGUGCGGGUAAUUACGAAGCAGAUGAGGAAGAAGAGUUGCUCCAACAAGCGAUCCAAAAGAGCUUAGAGGAUGAGCCUCCAGACAAAGUUCUUCAAAAUGCUAUCAAACAAAGCUUGGAUGCUUCCAAACCAUCGACAAGUUCUUUUGCAGGCACUUCUAUGUUCAAAGAACAGUUCAAGUUGCAGUCUUCCAGCCAAAAUCACACCCAAGACAUACACCAGUUGCCAGAUUCGAAAAGUGAGGAGGACCUCUUCAACGCCAUCCAGAUGAGUCUGGAGGAGUUCGAAAAACCGGGGGAGAGGGCAGAAAAAGUCUUUGUAAACACUCGUAGGGCACCACCAGCAAACACUCGUACGGCACCACCAGCAAACACUCGUACGGCACCACCAGCCCCGACGCAAGUCCCAGAAGAGACGGACGUGGAAGAAGUGCGAAGGCGUCGCCUGGCAUAUUUGGAAAGGAAGGCUAAAGAUCAGAGAUAGCGACAGUUCUCAACUAUAUGCUAUACACACCUGUUUUAAUACCAAAUUUUAAAUAAUUACACUUAGAAAUUUCCUAGGAAACUAUUUUCUUUUGUUUUUAAUAAACUCAAGUCACAACGUUUUAACAAGUGCAAUUAAUUGUGCGAGCCAGCCCCUUCUUACCAGUCUUAACAUUUUAGUUGAUUGCGGAACAUAUCGUGACUAUUUAAACUAGUAUUAAUAACGCUAUAAAUUUUAAAGAAAAAGCACUCCUAUUAUUUUGUUAUUUAUUUUUCGUUUUACAUUUUUGUAUAUUGAGUUAGAGAUAAUUUUUUUUUUGAUACACAUAAAUAGUUGUUGAAUCCAUAUGUUUUUAUCAUAAAAAACAUGUUGGAAUAUCAUCCUUGUGAAAGGUUUAUCACCUUGUACAUUUAAAUAUAAAUCGUUAAAUAAAUUAUGAACUGUUUAAAAUUAAAAAAAAAAUAAAAUAA